AUGUCGGUUGCUGAGAAAUUUGUUGGUACGUGGACGCUUGUUGAAUCGAAUAAUUUCGAUGCAUACCUAAAACAUAUCGGUGUUGGAGUGAUAAUGCGAAAUCUAGCUAAAAGUCUUAAACCAGCAUUAACUUUUACCGUGGAUGGUAAUAAAUGGAAGAUUGUUAGCCAGUCAAGUUUUAAAAAACAUGUUUGGGAAUUUGAAUUGGGUGAAGAAUUCACUGAAACAACACCUGAUGGACGACAAGUAAAGAGUAAAUUCUUUUUGGAAGGAGAUGUGCUAGUUCAACUGGAAACUGCUAUCAAAACAGGCGAUAAGAGUAGCAGAUUUGAACGUUACAUCGAUGAACAAGGUCAACUGAUUAUUGUUUGUGAUUCCGAAGGUGUAGUUGCAAAGCGUAUAUACAAAAGGGCAGAAUGA
Messenger RNA from Acanthocheilonema viteae, 420 nucleotides. The record is from the annotation of a GenBank genome assembly. Lineage: Eukaryota; Metazoa; Nematoda; Chromadorea; Rhabditida; Onchocercidae.